UGGGGUCUAGUGGUUAGAGCUGGGAGCCAGGACUCCUGGGUUCUCUCCCCAGCUCUGGGAGGGCAGUGGGGUCUAGUGGUUGGGAGCCAGGACUCCUGGGUUCCAUCCCUGGCUAGGAAAAGCCUGUCUGGUGGUUCUGUGGCUGACAGUCUACCCCGGUGAUCUCCCCCCCAGCGCCCUGCUCUGUUCCAUGGACUAACUCGCCUAUGUGUCGCCCACCCGCUGUGCCCCUCCCUCGCCAUGGGGCUUGGCCGUGGGCUGCAGAGCGCCGCCCUGUUGUCUCGCCGGCCCUGGUGCCCUGGUGCCCGGGGACACAGGCCUGCUGGGCUGGCUCUUCUUGCGUUUCCCUGACGCCGGGCGCGCGCCCCCGCUGCCACGGCGCCGACUCCGGUUCCCUUGGGCCUCCGGGGCCUGCUGGGAGAACUGGGCGAAUCUGUCCCCACGUCCCAGGCUGCCUCGAGCACUAGGGCUGGAAGGGAUGUCGGCAGGUCCAGCCCCGCCGCUCUCCGUGUCAGGGGCUCGUCCGAGCGCUUCUUGAAACCCUCGGCGCGGACCCUAGGUCUGGGCGGGACUCUGUAAGGGGGACAGUCAGGUGACCGGGAGCUCCCGCCGGGCCCCGGGAGCCAAUCUCGGGUAGGAGCGGAGAGGGGACUGUCCCUCGAUCCGGCCAUGGUCCGGUGCCUGCAGUUCAAGGAGGAAGUGGGUCGAUCGGGGAGGGGCCAGAGGGGGAGAGGCUGAACAAAAGGGAAGUGAGGGGCUGGCUCGCUGAGUCAGCACGUACCCGCAGCGUGCCGGGGGCCCCCCAGCCCGUGGCCACGGGUCGGGCCUGGAUUUGGGGAGCGGAGUUGAAGCGAGAGAUGAUUCAUCUCCAACCUGUGUCUUGGGUGGGCGGGAGGCGCUAGAUACCCGAAGGCAGAAGUUAAACCCAUGAGGUCACGCUGAGUCUGGGGGGCCGGGCCCCCCGGCUGGGGUCGCUUGGCCCUCGCUUUGAGUCCAGGGGGCUGGGGCCCCCUGACUGGGGCCGAUCGGCUCUCGCUCUGCGUCCCCAGGGCUCCCUCAGUGCUCCCCAACCCACGCCGUAUGCCCCCUUUGGCAGGCCGGUGAUUUCCCGGCGCCAAGGGCGGGGAGGGGGCCUGUGUGCGGCCGUCUCCCCCGCGCUCUGACCCGGCGCCUCUCUCCCCGCCCGGCAGCUCUGCUCCAAGAGCCGGCGGAACCGCAAGUGCGGGGAGUGUGAGGCCUGUCUGCUGAAAGCCGACUGCGGCCGCUGCGACUUCUGCCGGGACAAGCCCAAGUUCGGCGGCGAGAACCUCAAGCGCCAGAAGUGCCGCUGGAGACAGUGCCUGCGCUUCGCAAUGAAGCGGCUGCUGCCGGCGGUGUGGAGCCGCGGGCAGGCGGAGGAGGGGGCGGGGGCGCUGGCCCCCCGGAAGGCCUGGAGGCGCAGGAUCGGCCGCAGCCGCCAGCCGGCCCGGAUCAAGCAGGUGGGGCGGCGGGUCAAGGGGAGCGGCCAGCAGCGCUGGGCUCGGGGCAGUGCCCCGCCGCAGGAGAAGGAGUGCCCGCCGGGUGGGGAGCUGCGGUUCCUGGCGGAGAAGGGGGUCGCCGAGGCGCCCGGGCAGCUGGUGCUGCUGAAGGAUCGGCCGGGGAGGGAGUUCCGACUCCAGGACUCCUGGGUUCUCCCUGCUCGGUGGUGGCUGUCUGGGGGGGCUCUGUGCUGCCCCCUGACGCUGUGCUCUGCCCCACAGGAGAAGGAGUGCCCGCCGGGUGGGGAGCUGCGGUUCCUGGCGGAGAAGGGGGUCGCCGAGGCGCCCGGGCAGCUGGUGCUGCUGAAGGAUCGGCCGGGCAGGGACUUCGUCCUGCUCCGCGACGCCCCCCAGAGCUUCCCCCUCCUGCUGCAGCACGUGAAGGAGGAGCCAGCCACACCCCCGUCCCCUGCCCACCUGGAGGAGCCGGCCCCCACCCUGCUCCGUGCCGCCCCGCCCCUGGUGAAGCAGGAGAAGGUGGAGCCUGGAUGGGACCUUGCACCGGUGCCGGCCGGGGUGCCCCUGCGGAUGGAGGGCCGGGGGCUGGCCAGGGAAGUGGUGGUUCUGGACCCAGCUGACAAGGACGAGGAGGAGGAGGAGCGCACCCCGGUGGUGAGUGGGGGGCAGGGUGCGGCGACGUUGAUUAAAAAGUAUUCGGAUGAUGCAGACGCCCCCCGGCUGGAAGCAAGCGGCAUUGCCGUGGUCUGCGGUGUGCGGAAAGGUGGCUUCCGUCUGCAACUGGACCCUCCCGGCUCGGCGGGGGCCUGA
This is a messenger RNA of Chrysemys picta bellii (western painted turtle), 2285 nucleotides long. NCBI's taxonomy places the organism in Eukaryota, Metazoa, Chordata, Testudines, Emydidae. The record is from RefSeq and is a predicted model, not a curated record.